Actinia tenebrosa (Australian red waratah sea anemone) is the source of this 1468-nucleotide messenger RNA. RefSeq lists its product as uncharacterized. The record is from RefSeq and is a predicted model, not a curated record. Lineage: Eukaryota; Metazoa; Cnidaria; Anthozoa; Actiniaria; Actiniidae.
UGAAAGUCACUAGAAAAGACGCGUUUGCAAGAGGUGGCUCCCAGUAAAGUAAAAUCUUACUGAAAUCUUUUAAAAACUGUACGAYUUAUUAUGGACAACCAGCUAAAACUAUUCAUCUUGGCAUGUACAAUUACAGGAUCUCUAUCGAUCUUGUGUGAAUAUUGUGGUUCCAAUAUGUUUGAUGAGAUACCAAAUCUCCCUAACUGUUCUGCUCCUGGGAUAUUAAACUGUAGUAGUCAUGACAACCAGAACUGCAAUCCGUUCAGCCCAGAUUAUGYCAACUGCACACGUGACACUGUAUUAGGCUGUUAUAAAACGUCUUUCGUGUACACUGAUGAUAAUGGUACACAGCAAACCGGUCACUUUAGACACUGUGCCUUUCCAUCGAUUGCAAAUGUUUCAGUGUGCAACCAAGAGACUUGUAGCGUGGCUCAAGCUAAUGCCGCCCAAAACAACGACAGCCUGAUAAGCUGUGCUGCUGAGUGCUGUUUUAAUGACAGCUGCAACCACGGUGCUUCUCCAUCACUCGCCAUUGCAUCCUCCACCGGUAGACCCUCUACCAUCAUCAGCACCACAGUUGGAGCGGGACAAACCUCAGUUGCGACUACGGUGGACGUAACCACAGAACCUUCGACCACCAUGACUGGUCAUUGCGCCCCCUCGCCGGUAGUCCACGUWUCUUGUCCCUACUUUGUGGGACUUCUGUGGCUAGGAGUUGUUUCGCUUCUCUAAAAAUGGAGCUCAUUUCAGCAGUACACUUUUGUCUUGGGGAAGGGAGGGAGGGUAAAGAGCCCUACUACAGUUUUGCCACGUGGCUUAUACACUUCUAGCUUUCAUGACAACCUUGUUAAAGAUAAACCUGGCAUUUGUAGUUCUUUGAGACUAAUUUCGGUUAAUUGCUAUAUUUUUUGGGAGCCUUUCUUCGAGUGCUGACGCCAACUGGUUAAAGAAAAGGCUAAUUUGCGUGGACUAAAUAAGCUUGCCUAGAAAAUUUUUGUCUUUUACAAAGUAUGCAAAGUUAAAAAUUUUUUAUAAAGCGCAAAUUUAGAUUUGUUUUGAAAAAGGUUACCAGAUGUUUGGCUAAGAUCUGAGUGCCUAUAUCGGACUCGAACCAACUGAAUGGUUUGGCCAUUUUGUAGGAUAGAAUAGUCUAACAGAAGUUCUCUCUUUUGGGAAUUGAUGACAACUAUCGUGGAAAAGCUUGUAUUUUUUCUGCUAUACGUUAUGGCAUUUUUCAGACAAAACCACGCCUGCUUAUGGUACAUAUAUUCUCGUGUUUUUUCCCUAUUUUUCUUACGAAAUUUUCAAGUAUAUUUUGCUUAUUCGUGUAUGUACCUACAGCCUGCAUACAAACUAACCAUCGUUGUUAUUGUACUCUUAAAAGGCUGUCUAAAAAAUCAGUUAUUAGCUUUUACCGAAAUAUUUUGUAUUUAGCAUAAGGUGCUAAUAAAGUCAUUGUUGCUGUUUA